Molecule: messenger RNA, 613 nt
Organism: Drosophila elegans
Lineage: Eukaryota; Metazoa; Arthropoda; Insecta; Diptera; Drosophilidae
Gene: MED22
Product: mediator of RNA polymerase II transcription subunit 22
Exons: 3
Coding region: 111-542 (143 amino acids)
Biological process (GO): regulation of transcription by RNA polymerase II
Cellular component (GO): mediator complex
Molecular function (GO): transcription coregulator activity
Source: RefSeq, a predicted model, not a curated record
AAUAAACAAAAAAAUAGCGGCGUUUUGCACAAAAUAAACGAAAAUUUUAUAAAUUGUAAAGUUAAUUUAGAUGAAUUAAAAAAAAAAGGCGGCAGAGGAUCACCAGCAUAAUGGCCAGCGGUUCCAGGACAACGAUAUUGCCGCAAUCAAAGGAGGCGCUCCUAAAGUCAUACAAUGCGCGGUUAAAAGACGACGUUCGCAGCAUGCUGGAGAACUUUGAGGAAAUUCUGAAGCUGGCGCGCCGUGAAAGUCACAGUCAGAUUUCCAAGACCACGCAGUGCGAACAGGAUGCUCUGGAAAUGCAGGUCCGCGCAGCCAAUAUGGUUCGCGCCGGCGAGUCCCUGAUGAAGCUAGUGGCCGACCUCAAGCAGUACCUUAUCCUCAACGAUUUCCACUCUGUGAACGAGGCCAUCACAAACAAUUCGCAAUUGUUUAGAAACACGCAAAGCGAGUGCGACAAAAAGCUUAUGAAACUGCGGGACGAAAUGGCCAUGGAUUUGUACGAUCUGGAGGAGGAGUACUACACUAGCAUAUUCAAGUAGCCCUAAGUCAAAGGUGAACGUUAUUGUAUUGAUUUUGACCAAACUAAAAUGAAGUUGAUCAAAAACUAAAA